UCUGUGUUCAGGUUAAACUUGCGAAGUAUGAUCAUUUUGUUGCUUAUUGUUUUUGUUGUGCAGAUUGUUACAAGUGAGAAUACUCAAGAUUCACCUCGUUCACCAUGGCAUUACAAAUGCGAGGGUGGUCUUUGCAAAAAGGAAUUAAUCACAAAGGACGUGAGUGCACCACUCUCGUUGGAAAUGUGCGAAUUAUUUUGCGGCGCAUCUAGUUCGUUAUGGCCAAAGCCAACUGGUCACCUGUCUUUGAGUAAAAGUAUGGUUCAGCUUGAUCCUGAAAAAAUUGCAUUAUCUACCGACGUAAAAACAGAAACGACGCAACUUGGAUAUCUUCUUGAAAAGAAUAUAUUAUUAUUGAAAAACAACAUUCUGAAGAAUUAUGGCGGGAAAUCAAGAAAAAACGGCGGUGUCGGCAUGCUUAUUCGAAUCACAGGUCUUAACGAAACUGACAACAUUAAACUAACUUUGGACACGGACGAAAGUUACAUUUUAACUGUAACACAAGUGGAGACAUCGUUGUUGGAUGUCGCGAUUACGGCGAAAUCGUAUUUCGGUGCACGACAUGCCCUGGAAACUAUGAGUCAGAUGAUUAUUUUCGACGACACACUGGAAAAGAUUCAGAUUCCAAACGAGAUCUCGAUUACCGAUGGACCUGUAUAUCCUUACCGUGGAGUUUUACUGGAUACCAGUCGAAAUUUCGUCGAUAAGGCAACGAUAUUACAAACGAUCGACGGUAUGUCCAUGUCCAAGUUAAAUACUUUGCAUUGGCAUAUAAUCGAUUCUCAGAGUUUCCCCUAUGAGAGCAAAACGUGGCCUUCAUUUUCCAAGUUCGGUUCUUACACGCCUGAGAAGAUCUACGAUCAGAAGGAUGUGAAAGAAAUCGUUGAAUACGGACUUAUCCAUGGAGUCAGAGUAUUGCCAGAGUUCGAUGCACCCGCCCACGUGGGAGAAGGAUGGCAGUGGGUUGGAGAUGAUGCGCUCGUUUGCUUCAAAGCGGAACCCUGGCAUAAAUACUGUGUGGAACCACCUUGUGGUCAAUUGAAUCCGACCAAUGAAAAAGUAUACGAGCUUCUUGAAGGAAUCUAUAAAGAUAUGCUGGAGGAUUUUCAACCGGACCUGUUUCAUAUGGGUGGGGACGAAGUGAACAUAAACUGUUGGAAUUCUUCGCUCGUUGUUACAAACUGGAUGAAAACUGUGAAAGGUUGGAAUCUGUCCGAAUCAAGUUUUUAUAUGCUUUGGGACUAUUUUCAAAAGAAGGCAUUGGAGACGUUAACGAUCGCAAACAACGGAGAGCAGAUACCUGUUAUUCUAUGGACCAGUGGUUUAACCAACAAGGAGAACAUUAAAUAUUUGGAUGCUUCGAAAUAUAUCGUACAGAUUUGGACAACCAAAGAUGAUCCUACCCUCGGUAGUUUGUUACGGAAUGACUUUAGAAUUAUUUUUUCGAAUUACGACAGUCUCUAUUUGGACUGCGGAUUUGCAGCCUGGAUAGGUCAAGGUAACAAUUGGUGUGCUCCUUAUAAAGGGUGGCAAAAAAUCUACGACAAUUCCCCUUUGAAAAUACUCGGAUCGCAACGUCUCGAAAGUAAAAAGAAUCUUAUAUUAGGCGGCGAAGCAGCUCUUUGGACGGAACAGGCAGAUAGCGCGACGAUAGAUGCGAAAAUUUGGCCUAGGGCCGCGGCACUUGGUGAGAGAUUAUGGGCAGAACCAAAUUCAACAUGGAUACAUGCGGUGCAAAGGAUGCUCAGGCAUAGGGAACGAUAUGUGAAAAGGGGAAUCACCGCUGAAAGCUUACAGCCCGAAUGGUGUUUGCAAAAUCAAGGUCACUGUUACUCGUAACAAGCAGAGCAUCCCUCUGUGUUUCCCUCUUUUCCAUCUACACGUGCAACACAUCUGUGAUUUUGUCUUCCGCGUUUUGCACAUAUCAUUUUGAUUCGACCAUCUUUCCUCUCGGAGGGGACUUUUUUUUAUUACCUUUACAGCUCGUUGCGUUACAAUCACGAAAGUAUAUACAUACGUAAAUUACGUUAGGAUCGAGGAAUAAUGUUAUUUUAAUUGUUCAGUCGAUCGAUUUAUUAUUCUACAUAUUUACAAAAAAAGACGAGUCGUUCUUCGUUCGAUGUCGGAUCAUUUUUACCUACCUGUUACCGCACGUAAGGGUACUAUAAUACUACUACUUAUGUACACAUGUAAUACCGAAUAAACGAUUAAGGAAUUUUGUAGUCACA
Habropoda laboriosa is the source of this 2228-nucleotide messenger RNA. It is a transcript of the gene Hexo1, whose product is annotated as chitooligosaccharidolytic beta-N-acetylglucosaminidase. NCBI's taxonomy places the organism in Eukaryota, Metazoa, Arthropoda, Insecta, Hymenoptera, Apidae. The transcript has 6 exons. Gene Ontology annotation, cellular component: membrane. Gene Ontology annotation, molecular function: beta-N-acetylhexosaminidase activity. Bases 28 to 1839 code for a protein of 603 amino acids. Gene Ontology annotation, biological process: glycosaminoglycan metabolic process; ganglioside catabolic process; carbohydrate metabolic process. The record is from RefSeq and is a predicted model, not a curated record.